Messenger RNA from Penicillium verrucosum, 222 nucleotides. RefSeq lists its product as uncharacterized. The record is from RefSeq and is a predicted model, not a curated record. The transcript has a single exon. Lineage: Eukaryota; Fungi; Ascomycota; Eurotiomycetes; Eurotiales; Aspergillaceae. Bases 1 to 222 code for a protein of 73 amino acids.
AUGAGUAUCAACCUUGUCCCGGAGCACAUAUCCUACGGACAGGCUUUUGCCAACACCCGGGAGCCCUACAAGAUGCUAGAAAUCCUUGCAAAUAACCCGCAUUCCCUGAAUACCGGCAUCGUUGACAUCGAAGUCAGACCCGUGCCCGUGGCUAUAAAGCCCAAGGGAAAAGCCAGUGAAGGACUUGGGGGUUAUGAGUUGCCUUCCGAACGAGGUCGUUGA